AUGGCCAACUGGAGAGAACGCGGCUAUGUGCCGGACUCUGAUGACGAAGAGGAUGAAGGGGAGGAAACGGAGCAGGGUGUCAAUGCCGUGCUCGGUCAUGGCAACGCCACUACUACUAAGCACUCGAUUGAGGCAUCUACGACUGUAACAAAGCAAGACAGCGGUCUUGAGGACCGAUCGGACGAAAAGGCUGGACCAAGCACCGUGAACCACUCUUCUCAGCUUCGAAAUGUCGACAACGGUCGCUCGGGCUCUAAUGGCUCUGCUCAAAGAAAUCCUGCCACUGAAGCGCCGGUAUUGCCGCAGCCAUCUGGCAGUCCAGAUGAUUCAACAGCUGCCAUGCUUGAGGCUGAACUCCUCAAAGGUCUGCAGACUGUCCAGGACAUUCUGGGCUUUAUGGAGAACGAUGGUGAAGACGACAAUGAUAGCCCGCUUUCGUCUCUCCCUUCAUCGCUCGGAAAUUCCCCUCGUCCGACCUCCCCAGCUCGGUUAAGUGCAGCAACAGAUAUCAGACAGUGUGAAGAACCGACAGGCCACGGCAUACACAGACUAGUCGAGGAGCUGGCCGAGCCACGCAUGAGAAGGUCUUUUCGACCUCGAGCCCCGAUUCAAGUGCAUCCUUAUGCUCUCGAGGAUGCCAGAUACAGACAGACUCUGAAGUCCAGGGGUCUAAAGCCUGUCCCAUUGCAGCAGAUCAUCUCGCAGCCGCAUGAGGCCUCGGAGCAGGAUUCCCAAGGCGCGGACACCUUCGAAAGUAGUCAGUCGAAGAAUUCCGACACCCACAGCCGGCCUCGGAGCCCGGCCUCGGACAAGGACGAUGAAGAAGAGUCACAAAGUCCGAUCCGCGGAGUACGCACGCAUAACACUGGUCCUAAAAUCUCGCUCGGCGACGACCUUCCUGACUUGUCAGAUAUUCUAAGAGGCCAUGUACCUCAAAUCCUGACGAAAGCUUCGCAGAAGAGUCGGCAAUCGAGGAAGUCUCGGAAGGCCGCGACUGAUGAUGAUUCUCGUAUCUUUGAUCUUCCGGACGAUCAGGCUGUCCCCAGACGGCCCCAUCGAAAGAAAAGCCCAAGCUUCCAGAUCCCACCCUCGCCGCCUCGGUCCCAUGGUACACGAUCAUCUCAGGAUGGUCCGCUGCCUGACAUGGAUGAAUACUUAUAUGGUGACACAACCCCUACACUUCUUCCGACUCCGUUGUUGUCCUCUGACAAGCAGGGCAUGAAGAGAGUCCAUAUCGAAACUCUUAGCUCUGAUUCGGAACAAGUCGUGAUCAGCGAUGAAUCCUCGGCACAUUCAAGUGCGACCGACCGUUCUGAGGAUGAAUCACAUGGUAUUCAACAAAUGCGCCGAAGGAUCAAGGGCGUCUUGCCGGCGUCCUGGCUAAAGCUAGAUGUCAAGAAGCGGGACAGCAACCUUGUCUCACGCCAUCAGGCACGGUCGCCUGUCAAGCCAGCUCUGGAAAAAGGUGUUGCACAACGUGUUUCGUCUUCUGCCAUAAGAAAAAUCCGCAUGGGGAAUCGUUCUGUUCGUACUGUGGAUGCUGACGCCAUGUUGGACACAUCAUCAGAGAGUGAUUCGGACGAACCAGCUAUGUCGCCCUUUGAUGAUCUGGAUGGCGAUGUCCAGAUGUCGUUCGAGGGUGACGUUGUUGAGGACAACACCAUUAAUGCAAUGCUUGCUCCGAGGUCUCGGAAGGCUCCAUCGAGAAGGAGGCGGCAACAAAAGACUGGCACUCGGUCAAAUUUGUCGGCGAUAAGGCCUGGGAAGCCAGAUGGACACUUCCGCCACAGCGUAAGCAGGCCCGCUGGCAUGGGGUCAAACAACAUCUCACGCCCAAAUAAGAGACUUAAGAAGAGGCACCAAAAGCCCAAGAUGAGCAUAUUAGACGCGCCUAGUUUUCAGGACAAAGAAAUCCCCCGAUUCCUGAAGAUAGCAGGCAGGCGAGGACGAGGCUUCGGCAAGACGAGGCUCCAAGACCCAUCCAAGAAGAUCUUCCAAAUGGCAACCGCAGAGGACACGUUGGAUGUCAUCAAAGAGUUGAAUCAGUGGACAAAUCAGCAGAAGACGAGAGGGCACGGCCUUGAGGGCACAACCCACCACCCCUUGAUCCCACAGCCAGGCAACAUCAACGGCCUACGCGACGACUUCACUGGCACCACUGGAAACAAUGGUUCAACUCAGCUCACUCACCUGAAGCAGACCACUGAAGCGGUCCUUCAACGAAUCCACGUUCACCAAGCUGGGCCUCGAUCUUUCCAUCCGGAGCGUGACUGGACACCUCAGGAUCCGCCAAGCGGCAUCCUGGAAUAUUUUAAGCCUCGACAACCGCAGCGCAGCCGUCCCAGAUCUAAUCAGCAACUUAACAGCUAUACAAGCAGGGCAGUGCAAUCCCGGGAAAGUGCGAAUGUCCCGCAUAGCGUCCCAUCCCUGGUCAGGCGCGUACCGCGCCCUCCUCCAGGAAGGAGGGAGCCAUCUGGACAGCCUCUCGGAGGCCAUCCAACAAUUUCUGCUACCUCAGAUCGGCAGACAAGACUUCGUCCUUCAAGGUAA
Molecule: messenger RNA, 2550 nt
Organism: Capronia epimyces CBS 606.96
Lineage: Eukaryota; Fungi; Ascomycota; Eurotiomycetes; Chaetothyriales; Herpotrichiellaceae
Exons: 1
Coding region: 1-2550 (849 amino acids)
Biological process (GO): double-strand break repair via homologous recombination; replication fork processing
Cellular component (GO): Cul8-RING ubiquitin ligase complex; nucleus
Source: RefSeq, a predicted model, not a curated record